AUCUCUUAUUCUUUUUCAAUUAAUUGUCCGAACUCAAAGAUGUUAGAAUAAUUACAAAACAAAGAAAAAAGAACUAGCAAACUAGUUAAUUCGUAAACCCAAAGGAAUGUUGAUGAUUAAAUCAAAUCAGAGCACCACCAACCUAGAGCGACCACCAUUUUCCACUUGCUCCUCCCUUUCCCUUCAAAUCGCUAUCUAUCGCUGCAAACUACAAAUCAAAUCCCAACCUCAACGCAACUCACUGAUAUAAUUGUAGUAGCUGUUCAACUCACAAACCUUACACACACACACACACAUUUUCUGUUUGACUCCGUGUGACUCAGAAAUGAAGCUCUUGGCGUUGCAGCAGAGCUACCUUAACCGCCGCACCAACAGCUUCAGAGGAUCGCCGCAGUUGGAUUCGUCCGGCGACGGCUCCGUCAAGUCGCCGGCGGCAAUCUUCUGGCUCGUCCUCCACGGCGUUUGCUGUCUCAUCAGUCUCGUCCUCGGCUUCCGCUUCUCUCGCCUCGUCUUCUUCUUCCUCUUCUCCACUUCCUCCACCAACCUCUACACCGUUCCGUUUCGCACCGGCGCCGAAAUCACCGCUGCGUUGGACGUUCGUUCGAAUCCCGUCGCCAACCGAACAACCGUCGUUGCCAGCUCCACCAGCAGGGUCGUGGUUGGGAGGCACGGGAUCCGAAUCCGGCCGUGGCCUCAUCCGGAUCCAGUCGAGGUGAUGAAGGCGCACCGAAUAAUCGAGAGAGUUCAAAAGGAGCAGAGGGCGCUGUUUGGGGUCAAGAACCCUAGAACGGUGAUUGUGAUCACGCCAACGUAUGUGCGCACGUUUCAAACGCUUCACUUGACCGGUGUGAUGCACUCGCUGAUGCUGGUGCCGUACGAUCUGGUGUGGAUCGUGGUGGAAGCCGGAGGAGUCACCAACGAGACUGCUUCCAUUAUUGCCAAGUCUGGUCUCAGAACCAUCCACGUUGGCUUUCGUCAGCGAAUGCCCAAUUCAUGGGAAGCUAGGCAUAAACUCGAAGCUCGGAUGCGGCUUCAUGCUUUGAGAAUUGUGAGAAAAGAGAAGCUGGAUGGAGUUGUGAUGUUUGCUGAUGAUAGUAAUAUGCAUAGCAUGGAGCUGUUUGAUGAAGCUCAAAGUGUGAAAUGGAUUGGUGCUGUUUCGGUUGGAAUACUUGUUCAUUCAGUUGAUACAGAUGAAUCUUCAUCCAUGGUUGAAAGAGAGGGUGAGGAGGAAGCCACGCCAAUGCCCGUGCAAGGUCCUGCUUGUAAUGCUACCAAUAAAUUGAUUGGGUGGCACACCUUCAAUUCAUUACGAUAUACAGGAAGAAGUGCUGUGUACAUUGAUGACCGGGCGCCUGUGUUGCCCAGAAAGCUUGAAUGGUCUGGGUUUGUGUUGAAUUCUAGGUUGCUUUGGAAGGAUCUUGAUGAUAAGCCAGAGUGGAUUAAGGAUCUUGAUGCACUAGAUGAGGUUGGUGAGGAGAUAGAGAGUCCACUGUCGUUGGUCAAGAGCACCUCUGUGGUAGAACCACUUGGGAAUUGUGGACGGCAAGUUCUGCUUUGGUGGCUGCGGGUUGAAGCUCGCACAGACAGCAAAUUCCCUGCUCAAUGGAUGAUCGACCCUCCUUUGGACAUCACUGUCCCAUCAAAACGCACUCCAUGGCCCGAUGCUCCUCCUGAGCUCCCAUCUAAUGAAAAAAUGUUAAUUGGCACUCAAGAGCAGCCGAGCAAACUCUCUACAAAGACUAAAACACCCAGAUCCCGACGCAAUAGAAGUAAGAGAAAGCGUGACACCAAAGUGAUUGGUGUGCAAGUCUCUACGCAUUCUGAAGAAAACUGAGAUGGUAAUAAGUACAUCUGAGCAAUUUACAGGCUUCUGGAUACGAGAAUACCGGCCUUCAGCAUCAAGAGUUUCGAUUGACCAAAUGGAGAAGCUGAUGUCUUACUGGAUACAUACAUUGGCUGCGUAACUUUAAUGGUGGGCCAACAUACGUGCGUUCGAGUCUGAUUUCACCCAUUUUUUUACAUUAAUUUUUUUCCACUUCUUUUUCCAUAUAUUACGUUCGCUUGAAAGAUUAAAAGGUAAUGUCGACUUAAUUUUGCAACACUUGCUUCCUUGCAGGAAGCCUGUAUUCAAUUUUAUUCGAUGUUAAUACAUAUUUUU
Messenger RNA from Gastrolobium bilobum, 2158 nucleotides. Its product is annotated as beta-1,4-xylosyltransferase IRX14-like. Gene Ontology annotation, molecular function: galactosylgalactosylxylosylprotein 3-beta-glucuronosyltransferase activity; xylosyltransferase activity. Bases 326 to 1834 code for a protein of 502 amino acids. Gene Ontology annotation, biological process: glucuronoxylan biosynthetic process; plant-type secondary cell wall biogenesis. Gene Ontology annotation, cellular component: Golgi membrane. The transcript has 3 exons. NCBI's taxonomy places the organism in Eukaryota, Viridiplantae, Streptophyta, Magnoliopsida, Fabales, Fabaceae. The record is from RefSeq and is a predicted model, not a curated record.